Molecule: messenger RNA, 5369 nt
Organism: Manis pentadactyla (Chinese pangolin)
Lineage: Eukaryota; Metazoa; Chordata; Mammalia; Pholidota; Manidae
Product: centrosomal protein of 164 kDa
Exons: 31
Coding region: 123-5255 (1710 amino acids)
Source: RefSeq, a predicted model, not a curated record
ACACUGGGCCCCUGCUGAGCAGGCAGGGCGCCUGGGGAAGCAGGAGCCAGGCCUCCAGCCACUCGGGGCCUUCUGAAGGCAUCCAGGGCCCUCAGCUGAAAGGCGAGCCAUACGGCCACAACAUGGCCAAACUGAGCUGCACUGGCCCUGGGGAGGAUGAGGGCCAGAGCCCCAUUCCCUUGCCAUUCCCUGAAGAAGAGCCCUCCCUAGCCUCUUGUUCUUCUGACCACAUGAUACCCACCAGGAAGGGCAAACUGUUCUUGUCAGAUGAGAGCCCAGUCGGGGACCUGAGCUGGCAGGGUGUUUCUGGGGAAGGUGGGAGUAUGGGCUGGGGGGGGAGGUGGAGAGAGCCCCCAGGACUGUGGAUGGGGUGGCUCUCCAAGCUUAUUGACCAAGACGCCCCUGGGAGCUGCAGGGAAGCAGAACCCAGUGACCCUGGGACUCCAGGGGUCUCAGCCGAGGUUCUGCCUCAGGGGCCAUUCUUAAUGCCACUUGCUACUCUGGCAUCAGAACCAGCCCAGAGCCCCCCUUCAGACAGUGCCCCUGGGGGGUCUCUUGCCAGUGAGAAGAGAGAACCCCCAGGGGCUCUGGAGCCCCCCGAAGGAGAGAGGAAGCCUGGUGGGUGUGGGCACGACUUGGGGAACAGCUGCAGCAGCAACCUGACCUCGCAGAUCCUGGGCGAGGUGAAUAACUUCCCUUGGGACCUGCAGGACUCUCAGGAAACAGAGCGUGCUAUGGGCCAGUCGGGCCCCAGGCCCAGAGGCCACUACCCUAGCGCUUUCCUGGCACCCCAGUUGCCCUUCAUGCAGAGCUCUGCUGAUGAGCAGUCAGAGAGUGAAGACUACUCCGGGGAUCAGAAGCUCUACCAGCACAUUCUGCAGGUGGCCAAGCUCUCCAGGCAGCUGCAGGGCCUGGGGCUCUCCGAGAGAGCGCAGGAAACGCCGUGCAAAGACAUCACCAGCAUGGCCUGUUGCAUGGCGGCUGAGGCUUCCAGGAUGUCUAGUGAGGGUGAGCACAAGGCCGUCAGAGCCACGGAAAGGGAUUCAAGGUUUCUGACGUUGGGGCCAGAGAUGCUGGAGCGCCCUCAGGAGGCAGCCCAUGCCGCUGCUGGGCAGAAGGCCUCUCAGCAAGCCUGUUUGCAGCCAAGCAGCAGCCCCCUCAGGCAGUGGCUAGCCGAGCAGAGUUCCCACAGAAGGCAUGCCACAGAGCCAGGCAAGAUGCAGCUUCUCAACCAGGCCCUGGGCUCCUCAUUAGCCCCAGUCCACGUUCCUCCUGGGGGCCUGGCUCCCCUACGAGUCCUCGUGGAUGCCCCGCCCUCUGCGCCUCGUGGAUCUCAAAGCGCGAGCCUGGGGAGCUCGGGGGAGUCUGGGCAGCCUGGAGAACUCCCGCUGCCUUCACAGGGUCUCAAGGCUUCCACGUAUACCAGGGGUCUCUUGGGCUCCAUCCGUGAGGACAGGGGUGCUCCCGGCCUCUGGGCUUCGGGGCAGGACACCAACGAGGAGGAUGAGGUGGAGAGCAGCAGCCAGAGCGUCCGCAGCUCAAGUGAGCUUCUUAAGAACCUGCACCUGGACCUUGGGAUGCUGGGGCCCGACUUUGAGUACGAGGAGUCUCUGAGAACAAGCCAGCCAGAGGAGAAGAAGAACACCUCUCUAGAUCCAGAUGUGGCCGGGCCCCCUCCUCCUGGCAAGCUCUUCAGCCAAGGUGCAGACAGCAGCCUGAGCAGUGCCCACAGCAAAGGGCAGCAAGGAAGAGGGGCAGGUGCUUGGGUCCCCGAAGAGGAAAAGAGUGAGGAGAGUGAUCCUGGGUCAUCAGGGAUUCUGGUGGACCCUGGGGAAGACCCUGGGGCCGAUCUGCCAGCCAACGCCAGUAAAAAAGAGGCUCCAGUGGAUGCAGGAGAGGAUGGUUCCAGGACAGAGGAGGCCGUGGUGGGGCCAAAGAAGGAGGCAUCUGUCCUGAAGGAGAGCGGAUCAGACGCCAGCGAAAAGUCAGAGAUUAGUGAACGCCUGAAGGAGCUACAGCUCUCAGACUCCACUGCUUCUGACCCCAAGUCCUUUGGCCUGGACUUCGGUUUUUGCAGCCGGAUCUCAGAGCGUCUGUUGGAUGUGGGUGAGCUUUUCCCAGCCCUGGAUGGAAGCCACUGGGAGGCCCAGAGGUUGGAAAGAGGAGGCAAGGAUGACAGCCAGUCCAGCCAGGAUGAGCUGCAGAGCAAGCUGUCCAAAGGCUCGCAGAGGUCAUCUCCUUCCCUUCUGCAUGGGGAAAGGCUCCAGGGUCCCCUCCACAGCCAACCCCUUGAAGAGGGGCCCCUGCAGGCCCUGGAGCGCAAGGGGGCGGAAGAGCCUGGGGAGAGUCCUGCAGGCAGCUGCCUGUCGCCCGUGUCCCUGCCAAGGGAGGGGGUCCCAAGCCCCCCUGCUGCCCACGGGAGGGGCCAGGAGCAGUGCGCUGGGGCUGAGGAGCAGGGCCCUGGGCAGGAAGAGGCCGAGGAGUCCGAGAAGGUGGCGGGCAGCCCUACUCCACUGGUCUCCCCGGAGAUAGAGAAGAGGGCCUGCCACAUGACGCAGGGCCACCUGGGGAAGGGCCAGGACUGGUCAGCAGAUAGAAGAGAAGAGGAGGGGGAGCGUGGCCCAGAAUCCUCCUUGGGGUUUUUGAGGGAAGGAGUGGACCAGCCAAGGCAAUUGGCAGAGGCUGCGAUGCCCCAGAAGAGGCUCUCAGAGGCCACACUGCAGGCCAGGGAAGAGGCAGUGGCCCAAGAACUCGAGCAAGACCAGAGGCGGCUCCUGGAAGCGAAGCAAGAGAAGAUGCAGCAACUGCGAGAGAAGCUGCGGCAGGAGGCAGAAGAGGAGACCCUGCAGCUCCACCAGCAGAAGGAGAAGGCUCUCAGUGCCCUGAGGGAGCAGCUGCGGAGCGCCGCCGAGGAAGAGGCGGCUCGGAUGCGGGAGGAGGAGGGGCGCAGGCUGGCCCGGCUCUGGGCGCAGGCAGAGGCCGACGGGGGCCGGGCCAGGGCCCGGCAAGAGCUGGAGUCCCUGGAGGAGGCGGAGAGGGCCGGCUGGGAGCGGAGAAGCGGACGAACGCCGGAGCGGCUCCGGGAGGAGGGGGCGCAGGCCGCCCUGGGCGCCGGGAGGGAGGCGGCUUUGCGGCAGCCGCAGGAGGGGCAGGAGGCUGUGGCAGCACUAGAGAGGGAGCACAGGGCUGAGCUGCAGCGGCCGUCUUCCUCACGGGAGGCCCAGCGCCGAGAAGUGGUGUCCAGCCUCCAGAAGAAAAUAGAGGACACACAGCAGAAAGAGGAGGCCCAGCUGCAGGAGAGCCUCGGGUGGGCAGAGCAGAGAGCGCAUCAGAAAGUUCACCAAGCGCUGGAGUACGAGUGGGAGCUCAACAGCCUCCUGAGAGAGAAGCGCCAGGAGGUGGAGAGGGACCACGAGAGGAGGAUGGGCAGGAUGAAGGAGGAGCACCAGCGGGUGGUGGCCGAGGCCAGAGAGCAGUAUGAAGCUGAGGAGAGUAGGCAGCGGGCUGAGCUCCUGGGGCGCCUGGCCAGGGAGCUGGAGCGCCUGCGGAAGGCCCACGAGUGGGAGCUGGAGGGCCUGCGGCGGGAGCAGGACGGGCAGCUGGAGGGCCUGCGGCGUCGGCACCGGGAGCAGGAAAGGAAAUUCCAGGAUUUAGAAGGGGAACUUGAAGCCAGAACCAAAGAUGUCAAGGCCAGACUGGCUCAGCUGGACGUCCAGGAGGAGGCUGCCCGGCGGGAGAAGCAGCAGCUCCUCGAUGCACAGAGGCAGGUGGCGCUGGAGAGCCAGGAAGCUGCAGCCACCCUGGGGCAGGCGAAGAAGGAGCACACCCACCUGCUGGAGUCAAACCGGCAGCUGCAAAGGACUCUCGAUGAGCUGCAGGCCCGCAGGUCGGAGCUGGAGUCCCAGGUGGAGCAGCUGCAGACCCGGAGUCAGCGGCUGCAGAAGCACGUCAGGGACCUGGAGGCCCAAGUUCAGAGGAAGCAGGACAUGUUGAAAGGGCUGGCAGUUGAGGAGGGUGAUGCCCCAUGUUCUGAGCCAGAUCUCCACAUCAAGGACCUGAGGACAUCCCUUGGGACUAACCAAACCAAAGAGGCGUCCCCUGCCCUCUCCCAGAGCAAGGAGGAGACCGGCUUGUCCUCGGACAGCCCUGGACUGCCCUCCCACAGCAUCCAGCACUACGUCUCUGCUGAGGGGAUAGCUCUCCGGAGUGCCAAGGAGUUCCUGGUGCGGCAGACACGCUCUAUGCGGAGGCGGCAGACAGUUCUGCAAGCUGCCCAGCGGCACUGGCGCCGUGAGCUGGCCGGUGCUCAGGGGGCAGACGCAGACCCGCUGGGCACCGAGGCCCUGGAAGACGUGCGCAAGGACCUGGACGAGGGGACCAGGCACCUGGGUGAGACGACGUCGGCCAUGCAGAAAGGCUGUGACCUGCUGAAGACAGAGGAGCUGCAUCGGCUGGAGGCCUCCCUUGGGGAAGAGCCCUUAGAUGCAGACACUCUCAGAGGAGCCCCGACCAAGAAGGCGGUGACCUUUGACCUCGGCGACCUGGAAGACACCAGCAGUGAAAGCUCCGAGUCCUCCCUGCCUCACAUCACCCUGACCCCAUGUCCCACCUUCCACAAUAAGAUCCACUACCUGAACAGCUCCCUGCAGCAGAUCAGCCACCAGAUGAAUGGCGCCCUCAGCGUGCUGGGCAGCCUCAACACGCAGCUGCCCCUCUUCUCUUCCGUGCCAGCCCAGACCCCUCCCUGCUCCCCCUGGUGCACCCCCAAUCCUGCCUGCUCCUCCCUGGCUGGGGUCCCAAGCCCAGCCACGCCUACCCGGUGGGCCUGGGACCUGGGGCUGGGCCCCAGGCCCUCCUCCUCUGUUUCUCAAACUGUGGACGACUUCCUGGUGGAGAAGUGGCACAAGUAUUUUCCAACUGGAGCCCCGCCCCUCAGCAGCGGCCCUGCCCCCCUGGAGAACAGGCUGGGUUACGUGUCUGCCAGCGAGCAGCUCCGCCUCCUGCAGCAUUCCCCGUCCCAAGUGCCCAGGAUGGGCAGCACCAGCUUUCAGAGCACGAUCGAGGCCAACCGAAGGUGGCUGGAGCAGUACAAGAGUGACCCCAGGUCGUACCUCUUUUCCCUGCCCAAGUCAACAGGUGCUUCGGGCCUCCUGCAGCUGGGCCUGUGUGAGGACAACAAACUGAAGGCCUCAGUCUACAAGAAAAAAUGUCCAUUUUGUGCUUCAGGGUGUGUCACGACCGACUCACUCCAAUGACAAGUCUGUGUCAGAUCUCUGCUACAAGGCAGUUGUAUGAAUCUGUCUCUUCUUUGAAGGUCUUUGCCUCCUUUCUCUUAAAAAUAAAAGAAGGAGAAGUUACUACACACAAAA